CCUGGGCGCACGGCGGCCGGCCCGACUCUUCCCCGUCGCGGGCGCGACUGCCGGGGUUUGUCGCGAGCGGGGAGCCGUAGUGGGCGGGCUGCGCGCGCGUGUGGAGGACCCGGAAGCGGCGCGGGAGCGGCCGGAGGGAGCAGACGUUUCCCGUCAUGGUGGGCGAGAGGAGGAACGGAAACCUGCUCGUGCACCUGGGGCCCAAGCUGCAGGCCCACCCCGAGGAGCUGAUCCGGCAGCGCCGGGGCCACGAUGGCCACACCGAGUACCUGAUUCGCUGGAGCAUCGUCAGCUUGGAGGAGGGCCCAGGGAGCAGCACCAAUGCCUCUUCGGCAGAGAGCAAAGCGGAGAACAUCCUGAUGUGGAUGUCGGCAGAGGAGGUUUAUGCCAACUGCCCGACGCUGCUGGGCAAGAGGAAGCCCGAGGGGCAACGGGUAAAGGAAGAGAAGGCACCCAGCACGUUCCCUCCGGACGUCACGCUGGACGAGGCCUCGCUGCUGGAGAUGAAGGCUGACGUCAGGAACCUGGUGCAGCGGGCUGGCCGGCAGAUGGCUGGACCCACGGGCCCGGAGUCCUCCAUCCUCAACACCAUCCACGUGCUGAGCGCCUACGCCAGCAUUGGCUCGCUGACGGGCGUCUUCAAGGAGACUGGGGCCCUGGACCUGCUGAUGAAAAUGCUGUGUAAUGAGGAGAAGCAAAUCCGCCGCAGCGCUGGCAAGAUGCUGAGGGCCCUGGCUUCCCACGAUGCAGGGAGUCGGGCCUACGUUCUCCUGUCCCUGAGCCAGCAGGACGGCAUUGAGCAGCACAUGGACUUCGACAGUCGCUACACCCUCCUGGAGCUGUUUGCGGAGACCACGUCCUCCGAAGAGCACUGCAUGUCCUUCGAGGGGAUCCACCUGCCCCAGAUCCCCGGGAAGCUGCUGUUCUCGCUGGUGAAGCGCUAUCUGUGCGUCACCUCUCUCGUGGACAAGCUCAACAGCAGCACGGAGCUGGGCGGGGAGCGGCAGGACUGCGCCGUGCCCUGCGCCCACGUUGGGGAGAGGAGCCGCAUGCAGCGGGAGUUCGAGCUCAGCAUGGCCAUGGCCAAUCUCAUCUCCGAGCUGGUGCGGGUGAUGGGCUGGGACCGCAGCCAGAGGAUGGAGCUGCUGUCCCUGCAGGAGGGGCAGCCCCGGGUCGUCCGCUCCAUCUUCCAGCCCAAGGCUCCCGCCUGCACCGCCGUCCAGGUGGCCGCCUGCCCACCCCAGAAAGAAGCCAGUGCCUUCAAGACGCGCUCUGCCUUCCCGAGCCGUAGCAGCUAUGUGGAGUACGUGCAGGGGAGCUUGGUGCGGGGCAUGCGGGUGCGCAUGCUGGAGGACUACGAGCAGGUCAGCGCUGGGGAUGAGGGCGAGUUCCGCCAGAGCAACGAUGGCACGCCGCCCGUCCAGGUUUACUGGCAGGCGCUGGGCCGCACCUACUGGGUGCACUGGCACAUGGUGGAGAUUGUCAGUUCGUCUGGCCAGGCGGAGCGGGAGGCCCAGGAAAAGGUGUCCAGCCUGACGAAGAACCUGAAACUGACCACUGUGACCCAGACGUUUUACUGCAAGCCCCUUGGGGGGCUGUACUCCUUGCCCUACCUGAUAGACCGGCUGAGCGAGGACUCGGAGGCCCUGAGCCGGGCCGAGUGGUGGGAGCUGCUCUUCUUCGUGAAGAAGCUAGAACCGCACGAGCAGCAGGAGAUCGCCCAGCUCAUCCGGCAGCACCAGGAGGAGCUGCUGUCGGAGCUGGAUGAAGAAGCCCUGAUCCAGCUGUCGGUACCGGUGGAGCUGGCCCAGCAAGUGCUGCGGGUGCUGAGCAAGCAGUGCCAGGGCUGCACCCUGAGUGACCUGCACAGCUCCCAUGUCUACAGCAAGUACUUCCUCCGCCCAGGGGGGGCGCAGCCGGGCAGUCUGGGGCUGGACGCAGCGACCUCGGAGUGCGCCGAAUCCCUGGUGUCCAAGAAACCAAAGAAAGACCCUCCUGCUGCCAGAGUGCCUGCCCCAGCCCCCCCGGAGAAAUCCGACUGCCAGCUGUUCACCGAGCUGCUGCGAGCGGAGGGGCUGCCCUGUCCGGAGAUGGCGGAGGAGAAAGCCAAGGUGUUGUGCAGCGCGAAGGGGUCGGGGAAGAAGAGCUCGUUGGAGCGGAUUGCAGAGGUGGUGGAACUGAUCCAGAGGUCCAGCUCCGAGGUGGGGCUGCAGCUAGCUGGGCUCAGGUUCAUUAUCAAGACUCUGGAGGAGGAGGCCGGGCGAGAGCGGCAGGUCAUCAAACCUGAGGGACUCACCAUCAGGGAGAAGCUGGUGAAGAUGCUGGUGGAACUGCUCACCAACCAGGUGAAGGAGAAGCUGCUGGCGGUACUGGCACUGCGCCUGCUCUGUGUGCUGAUGGCCAAGUACGACUGGCGCGUGCUCUUCGCCACGGAGGGCGGGGUGCGUGCCGUGCUGGCCUGCAUGCAGGAGUACGCCCCCUCGGCGCUGGUUCAGCAGGCCGGCCUGGCGGCGCUGAAGGUGCUGGUGGGCGCCGGGACCUGCGAGCCGCUGGGUGCCAGCGAGAAGCCCUGUCCCCUGAACCACGCCGAUGCCCAGGUGAUGUGGGAGAUCUUCGCCAGCAUCGGCUCCGCCUCCAGCAAGGACUCGGACAGCCUGCUCUGCGCCCUCCCUGCCGCCAUCCGCACCAUGCAGGGCACCGCCGGGGCCUCGUCGGCCGUGCAGAACGGCCUGCUGGUGGCCGGCAUGCUGAUCGACAGCCACCGGGGCCUGGCCGAGCAGCUGGCGAGCUGUGACAUCCACUCGGCCCUGCAGAGCUGCUGCCAGGGGGGCCAGGACCCCGCCGCCCCCAGCCACGCCAACGAGAUGCUGGCCCAGAUCGCGCUCAGCCGCCUGGCGGAGCACAAGCUCCCCAUGAACCUGGAGACGACAGAGGCGGGCUCAGCCCUGGAUCUGAAGGACGUGGACGUGCAGACGCUGCUGGGCCGCCUGCAGGAGGGCAGCCUCUCCAAGGAGCUGGUGCUGGCCCUGGAGCGCUGCCUCUGCGAGGAGGCCGGCCCCGCGAGCGAGGGGGCCGAGGCCCUGCGGGACCGCCAGCACUUCCUGCUGCUGCUGCGCAGCCUGGAGCAGCUGGGGGCCGAGAAGGCCGUGCAGCUGGGGAUCCUCCGGAUUUUGAACAAGCUCCUGGACAGUUACCAGGAGGAGGGGCUGCCCUGGCACGAAUGCAUCGAGCCCUGUCUGUCCUCCAUGAGCGCCCCCAGCAACGAGCGGGAGGUCGUGCAGGAGUUCGUUCGCUUCCUCCACCGCCUGGCCACCGCCACUAAGGACUGUGCCGUGGUGAUGUGCCGUCUGGGCACCAAGGAGGCCCUGUCCAAAGCCCUGGACAAGCACAGCUCCAACCUGCUGCUGGGUCCGGAGCUGCGGGACCUGGUGACCGACUGUGAGAAGUACGCCAGCCUCUAUCAGAAGCUGACGACCAGCAUCCUGGCCGGUUGCAUCCAGAUGGUGCUGGGUCAGAUUGAGGAGCACAGACGGAGUCACCAGCCCAUCAACAUCCCCUUCUUCGACGUCUUCCUGCGCAACCUCUGCCAGGGCUCCAGCGUGGAAGUGAAGGAGGACAAGUGCUGGGAGAAGCUGGAGGUUUCCUCUAACCCCCACCGAGCCAACAAGCUGACGGACAGGAACCCCAAGAGCUACUGGGAGUCCAACGGCAGCACCGGCUCGCACUACAUCAACAUCUACAUGCACCGCGGCGUGGUGGUCAGGCAAAUGAGCCUGGUGGUGGCCAGCGAGGAUUCCAGCUACAUGCCAGCCCGGAUCGUGGUCAUGGGAGGAGAGAACCCGGCUAGCAUCAGCACCGAGCUCAAUACGAUGAAUGUCACGCCCUCGGCCAGCAGAGUGAUCCUCCUGGAGAACCUGACCCGCUUCUGGCCCAUCAUCCAAAUCAAGAUCAAGCGCUGCCAGCAGGGGGGUAUUGACACGCGCGUGCGUGGCAUCGAGAUCCUGGGGCCCAAGCCCACCUUCUGGCCCAUCUUCAAGGAGCAGCUGUGCCGGCGCACGUGCCUGUUCUACACUACCCAGGCACACACGUGGUGCCAGGAGAUCGCGGACGAGCGCAUGCAGCUGCUGCAGCUCUUCAACAGGCUGAACUGCGCCCUGCGGCACGAGCAGGUGUUCGCCGAUCGCUUCCUUCCCGAUGACGAGGCGGCCCAGGCUCUGGGCAGGACCUGCUGGGAGGCCCUAAUCAAUCCCUUGGUGCAGAGCAUCACCAGCCCAGAUCCCAGCGGCGUCAGCCCCCUGGCCUGGCUCCUGAGCGAGUACCUGGAGAACCUGGAGACGGCCCGACGCGCCAAGAGCCGCGCCACCAUCUUCAAUUCCCGCGUGCGGCGCCUGAGCCACCUGCUGGUGCACGUGGACCCCGGCAGCCCGGAGCCCGAGGAGCUGAGAGCCCCGGUCAAAGCCAAUGGGAAGAACGGGAAGAACAAGGAGACGAGCUCCGGGGCCGCCAAGGUGUCGGGGAAGAAGCCCAGCAGCCUUACGGGGAUUACGCAGUGCUGGAGGGGCGUGGUGCAGCAGCAGGUGAAGCGGUUCCUGGAGUCGUCGUGGCAGGGGCCGGACUUCGUGGAGCGGUACUGCCGUCUCUACCUGGGCCUGCGCCGCGCCAUGGAGGAGCUGUUCGGGCAGCAGACGGCCUUCACGCUGGCCCUGCGGCAGGGCUUCUCCGGGGGCCUGCUGCAGCUCUCCUUCCUGACGGCCAUGCACGUGAGUGAGCAGUUUGCUCGCUACAUCGACCAGCGGAUCCAGGAGAGCCAGAGGGACACGGCCAACGUGGAGUCGCUGCACCGGCUACAGCAGAGCCUGGAGCCCAUCCUCUUCCUCUCCGGCCUGGAGCUCGCCAACACCUUCGAGCACUUCUACCGGUAUUACCUGGGCGACCGGCUCCUGGCCCAGGGGAACGUGUGGCUGGAACGGGCCGUCGUGGAGCAGAUCGGGCUCUGCUUCCCCAAUCGCUUCCCCCAGCAGAUGCUGAAGAGUCUGAGCGAGUCGGAGGAGCUGCAGCAGCAAUUCCACCUCUUCCAGCUGCAGCAGCUCGACAAGCGCCUGCUGGAGCUGGACGCGGGCCAGGAGGACGCGGCGAUGGCGGAGGAGCCGGCCGCGCUGGAGGAGGAGCUGGAGGUGAAGGUGCUGGCCCUGUCCCCGCGCUGCUGGACCGUCUCCCCACUCUGCUACCUGGAGGAUCCCAGCAGAUGUUUCCCGCGGCCCCUUGGGGGCUACUUGGCGCGGUUUGCCGACUUCUACACCAACAGUCAGAGCCGGUUUGGCCUGGAGCACACGAAGCCGCGGCGGCUGCAGUGGACGUGGCUGGGCCACGCGGAGCUCCGGUUCGCGGGCAGCACCACCCUGCACGUCUCCACCCUGCAGAUGUACAUUCUGCUGGGCUUCAACAGCGCCCAGGAAGUUGCUGUGGAGACCCUGGCCCAGGCCACAGGGCUGUCUCCUGUCCUGCUGAGCCACGCGCUGAAACCUCUGACGGGAGAGGCCGGGAUCCUGACCCAGAGCCUGCCUCAGGAGGGCGUCCUGCGGCUGAACGAGGCGGCCCUGGCGCGGGCGGCUGGCCAGCGCCUGUGGCUGCUCCCGCAGCAGACGUACCUGAACGUGGAGGAUGACGAGGGAAGCACCCUGGAGAGGAAGAGGAACAUCAUCUGCUGCCUCAUCAUCCAGAUCCUGAAAGGGGAGAAGGAGCUGCACAUCGAUAACCUGGUGUUCAGGGUGAUCGACGCCUGUCAGCAAUGGGAGUCCGGCCCCGCCCUGCAGUUCCUCAGCUUUUGCUGCAGCAGCACGGACGUGCUGUCCUGCAUCCUGCACCUGCUGAGCCAGGGCUACCUGCGGCGCCAGGAGGAGAACCCCCAGCUGCUGGCGUACGUCUCCGCGGAGCCCACGCCCUCCCCGCCCCCGCAGCGCCCGCCCCAAGUCACCUUCCAGACCGUGGAGAUCAAGAUGAUGCCCAACGCAGCCUGUGCCGAGAGGAGACAGACCUUCUCCACCUUCAGGUAGAAGCGGAGCAGGGCUGUGUGCGCAGGCCAGGUGGGCACAGACACUGCACCGGGGGAGUGCCGGAGCCAUCAGCCACAGGCAGGGCAUCGGCUGCCCAGUGCCGGGGGCCUAGGCGUGCCCAGAGCUUGAGCCAGGAGAGCAGCCCGGCCUGGGCCCAGCCAUGGCCCCUGGAGCAUGAGACACAAUUCCCAAGGGCUUGGGGGUUUUAAUUUACAUAAAACAGCUGUGCUGAUCUGUGCCCACAGUCCUGGGCCCUAACAGGGAACAGCAGAGCUUGCACCUCACCGCCAGCGGCCAGGGCUUGGGCACAGCUAGAGGGACUCCCUCCCUUGCCCUGGUGCGGCUGGUGCCACCACCUCGCACUAGGGUUCAGGCAGCUGGCUGAGGAUCCUAAAGUUGGGCCGGGGCAGAACGGAGCAGUCCCCCUCCCUGAGGUCUGACUCCAUCGGCAGCUCCUGAUUCCCCCUUGUGCCCUGGCUCCAUGUGCCCAGGGGUGGUCAGUGUUGAAGGCAGGUCCCUGGAGCUGGGCUUGGUAUUCCUGGCCCCGCACUGGCUGGCACACUGUCUCCUGGGGGUUGUGCACUGGGCAUGGCUGCUGCAGAUGCCAGGCGACAGCCAUGCAUGGUUUGUAGGCCCCCAAGUCCCAGUGCCCACCACAUGGGGGGUUCUCGCCCACCAGAACGCAGCUGGGUGGGAGGCAGCAGUAUUGGCCCUGACUGAGGGGUUCUGCACCACCUUCCCGCCCAGGGCCCAGCUGCACGCACCCUGCACCCCAGUCACAGUGGUACCAGCAUUAAUUUAUUAAAAUUAAUCCAGAAAAGCAACCAUACAGUAAGUUUAAAAAAAAUAGAAUCUUGUAAAAAAACAGGGUAACGCUCCCUCGGCUCCGCAGCCGCCCAGGGCUCCCAGGGGCUGGGCUUGGAGCCUUCCAGGCGGAGGGCAGGAGUGUGACAUCAGCCCAGUGCCAGGGCUACCAUGCUACUGUGAACCCCAGGCCAGCAGUAAAUGGAAAGACACAGCCGUGCCCAGGGUCCCCCCAUCUGCAGCCCAGCCUGCUCCGGAGCAGCAGGUGGGCCUGCCCCUAGCAUUUCUGGGCAGGGGGUGCCAAGGACGGGGAUGGGGGGCUGAUGUAGUAAUGGGCUGCAGCUCAGACUGGCUGGGUGCUGACUCCUGGCACUGAGGGCACAGCUGGGCCAGCCCAGCUUUCUGCUCCCCCUAGGCCAGGGGCCUCACCGCGGCGCACAGGGCAGCAUGGGCACUGCCAAGCACACCUGCCUUGAGUUCCUGCAGCGCACUGCCCCCCAGGCGGUUCUGCUGCAGGCACAGCUCCCCCCUCGCUCUUCCUAGGGCUGGGGCCCCACCGCUGGUGGUGGAGGAGGCCCCCACCUGCCACAUUCAUGGCUUCCUCCAUGCAGGUCUAGGUGAGCCUCAGCUGGUCUAGUGUUCCCUAGCUUGGGGGGGGCGGGGGGGGGGGAGAGCUGGGCCCAGGCUCAGCCCUGCAGCCCCAUGACCUCUGGGGUGCUGCAGGGCCCUGAGCCCAGGCUCACUGGGCCCUUGAGCAAAGGGUGACAGCCCCUAACCGAAACAGCAGGGUGGGGCAGAGACCCCUCACGCCCUGGAGCUGCCAGUGAGGCCCUGGUGCUUCCGAAAGGGGGCAACUGAGUUAGGCUCUUGCCGUAGGGUGCGCCUGGCUGAGCUGGCCUCAGGGCGGGAGCCAGAGCAGCCUGUUCUGCCCCCCCAGGCACAGCCCCAGUGAGACUCCCUCCAGUAGCUCCCAGUCCCCCUCCCUUCCUCAGGGUGGGACCCCUGGCCCUGGCUGGUGGGAGGCUGGCUUGGGCACCACGUGGAUCCCCCUGUUGCACCAGUUCUAGCUGCAUGUUAAAAGGCCCAGGGGGGAGAGAAACAGAGUGGGAACGGCCAGGCCACAGCACCUGGAGCUGGGCAGCAGGAACCUCCCCCAGUGCUCAGCAGAAGCGACAGGCCAUGGACAUCGCCUCCUCCUGCCACACUCAGCAGAGUCCCGGCUGCCCGGCUGGCUCACACGCUCUUCGAGUAGCCAAAGAUGCCCACGGGGAGAUGCUUGACAUGUGUUGGCCACUGCGCUGCUAGCUGGAAGAACUUCACAUCGUUCCACUCCACGCCAUCGAUGGACACUGAGAGGAGAGAGCAGAGCGCAGAACAUAAGAGCGGCCACACUGGGUCAGAGCAAUGGUCCAUCUAGCCCAGUAUCCUGUCUGCCAACAGUGGCCAGGUGCCCCAGAGGGAAUGAACAGAACAGGGAAUCAUCAAGUGAUCCAUCCCGUUGCCCAUUCCCAGCUUCUGGCAAACAGAGGCUAGGGACACCAUCCCUGCCCAUCCUGGCUAAUAGUCAUUGUUGGACCCAUCCCCCAUGAACUUAUCUCAUUCUUUUUUGAGCCCUGUUAUAGUCUUCGCCUUCACAAUAUCCCCUGGCAAGGAGUUCCACAGGUUGACUGUGCAUUAUAUGAAAAAAAAAUACUUUUUUGUUUGUUUUAAACCUGCUGCCUAUUAAUUUCAUUUGGUGGCCUCUAGUUCUUGUGUUAUUUACUCUUUCUCAUAACACUUCCUCAUUCACUUUC
This is a messenger RNA of Chelonia mydas (Green sea turtle), 8650 nucleotides long. RefSeq names its product cullin-9. NCBI's taxonomy places the organism in Eukaryota, Metazoa, Chordata, Testudines, Cheloniidae. The record is from RefSeq and is a predicted model, not a curated record. Gene Ontology annotation, molecular function: ubiquitin protein ligase binding. The coding region runs from base 156 to 6053 and encodes 1965 amino acids. The transcript is spliced from 31 exons. Gene Ontology annotation, biological process: ubiquitin-dependent protein catabolic process.